Molecule: messenger RNA, 1582 nt
Organism: Morus notabilis
Lineage: Eukaryota; Viridiplantae; Streptophyta; Magnoliopsida; Rosales; Moraceae
Product: MATH domain and coiled-coil domain-containing protein At3g58270
Exons: 6
Coding region: 129-1298 (389 amino acids)
Molecular function (GO): protein binding
Source: RefSeq, a predicted model, not a curated record
AAAAAGAAACUAUUCAUAUUGACGCCGAUUAUCUCUCCUCAUCGUUGAGAUUGUUCUCUAAAAUUGCACUUGUUCAACUGUAUUCUGUUGCGGAGGCAGAAAAGGCAAGUGCCGUGGAAUUUCAGUCAAUGGGUGAUUCUUCAAGUUGCCGUUUCAAAUGGACAAUUGAGAGCUUUACGAAGCUUAGUGUCAGGAAACUCUAUUCUGAUAUUUUCUACGUAGGAGGCUACAAAUGGAGGAUUUUAAUUUUCCCGAAAGGGAACAACGUGGAUCACUUGUCGAUGUAUCUCGAUGUUGCUGAUUCGGAAACUUUGCCUUAUGGAUGGAGUAGAGAUGCCCAGUUUAGCUUGUCUGUCAUCAAUCAGAUUCAUAGUGAAGGCACAGUUGAAAAGGUUAGAAAACAUGUGUUCAAUGCAAGUGAGAGCGACUGGGGUUUCGCUUCAUUCAUUCCUCUUAGUGAACUAAAUUCUUCUGCUAGCGGUUUUAUUUUGAAAGACACAUGCAUCGUUGAAGCAGAGGUAAAGUUGUGUGGUCUGGACAAAGAGGAAGUAAAGAAAAAGGAAGAAGCUGAAGCAUGCGUGGAUAAUGUCAUAAAGGAGCCAACUUCUGUAGAAGCAAGAGAAAAAUCCUCUUCAUUUGCUGAAUUUGACGCGUUGUUUACUGACAUUCAAAAGCUAUUGGGAGGAGAGACUUCUCAGGCAAAGUAUUCAAGUAGCUUCCUCCAUCCUCCAUGUAGUGUUGAGGAGAUCGCCGGUGCAAAGAAACUCCUCAUACAACUCCUCAAUAUGGAUCUUGCUAGCGUCAUCCAAUUGGAGAAAACUUAUGAGCUCAAGAAUUCACUUUCUAUCUUGCUAACUGCCUAUACAUUUCCUGAUAACGUGGUUGAUAGGACAACCAAGUUUCUAGCUGACUUUGACCAAAGCUGUGAGAAAUAUGAAUCUGCAAAGCAAGACCUAAGUGAGGCCCAAGAGGAUGAAAAGGCAGUAGGUGAGCUGAAGACCACUCUGAAGCAAUUGGUUUCGGAGUCCAUACCUGUAAGGAAUCAAGCUGAGACUGUUGAUCGAGAAAUAGCUAGGCUGGAGAAACACAUGGCUGAGAGAAAGGCGAAAAAGUUGCUGCUUAGUAAGAGAGUUGAAGAUUUGGCUGGUCGAGCAACUACUUCAAAACAGGAACUGGUCAGUGCUGAAGAGAAGAUGAGGCUGUCAGCUGUCAAGAAGGAACAAGCAGAGAAGACGGUUGGUGACAUAGAAAGGUCGUGGAAUACUUUGAAGGCUGAUUGUUCUGUACCGCUAUACUAAAUCCUUACAACAGUUCGGACAUGUGAGAGUUGGGAACAUGUUAUUUCAACCUUCUUUUUUCUUUUUCUUUUUGGGAAAAGAUCGCUUUCUUUUGGGGAAGUAUGGACAUGCAACAGCAAGUUAAAAGUUUCCCAUCUAGGAAAAUACUUGCUUUUGGAUACUUGUAUAAAGCAUAAACUUACGUACGUAUUCUUAUAUCCCCUCUACUUGCCUUCAUAGGCUGUCUUCUUGUACUUUGGUUUGCUUUCUUUUGCAUAUUGGACCAUCAACUUCUUUAUAGCUUA